AAGCAGGAGCUGUAGAAGGAAGACUGUGGCUCGCAAUCAUGCCAUUCCCCUUUGGCAAGUCCCACAAGUCUCCUGCAGACAUAGUGAAGAACCUGAAGGAAAGUAUGGCAGUUCUAGAGAAGCAAGAUAUCUCUGACAAAAAGGCAGAAAAGGCCACUGAGGAGGUCUCAAAAAACCUUGUUGCCAUGAAAGAAAUCUUGUAUGGCACAAAUGAAAAAGAACCACAGACAGAAGCUGUGGCACAGCUUGCUCAAGAGCUGUACAACAGUGGUCUCCUUAGUACCCUAGUAGCUGACUUGCAGCUAAUUGAUUUUGAGGGCAAAAAAGAUGUUGCGCAGAUUUUCAACAACAUUCUCAGAAGACAAAUUGGUACAAGAACUCCCACAGUUGAAUAUAUCUGCACUCAACAGAAUAUAUUGUUCAUGCUAUUAAAAGGGUACGAAUCUCCAGAAAUUGCUUUAAAUUGUGGAAUAAUGCUUAGAGAAUGCAUCAGGCAUGAACCACUUGCUAAAAUAAUCUUGUGGUCAGAACAAUUCUAUGAUUUCUUCAGAUACGUGGAAAUGUCAACAUUUGACAUUGCUUCGGAUGCAUUUGCCACAUUCAAGGAUUUGCUUACAAGACAUAAGUUGCUAAGUGCAGAAUUUUUGGAACAACAUUAUGAUAGGUUCUUCAGUGAAUAUGAGAAGUUACUUCAUUCGGAAAAUUAUGUGACAAAGAGACAGUCACUUAAGCUUCUUGGUGAAUUGUUAUUGGACAGACACAACUUCACAAUUAUGACGAAGUACAUCAGUAAACCUGAAAAUCUCAAACUAAUGAUGAAUCUUCUACGAGACAAGAGUCGUAACAUUCAGUUUGAGGCCUUUCAUGUGUUUAAGGUGUUUGUAGCCAAUCCUAACAAGACACAGCCUAUAUUAGACAUCCUUCUAAAGAACCAGACCAAACUUAUUGAGUUCCUCAGCAAGUUUCAGAAUGACAGGACCGAGGAUGAACAAUUUAAUGAUGAGAAGACCUAUUUAGUUAAACAGAUCAGGGAUUUGAAGAGACCAGCACAGCAAGAAGCUUAAUCUCCAAUAAACCCUUAAAAUAUUAAACCCAAAUUCAGCAUUUGCUGUUAGAUAUUCAGCAUCAGGCACUCUUACCGAUUCAUGAGGAACAUUACUGCUAAUCUGCUGUUCAAAGAACGGUUUUUGUUUUUCUCUUUUCUUUUUUAGUCCAAGUUGAAAAACAUAGCUGCUGCUUUCUUGCACAAUGUGGACUUUCUUGAUAUUUGUGUCAUUUCAGAAUUCAAAGACACUGCUUGUUUUAGGAGUCCUGAAAAGAAAGAUUCUAGGUUCGUGGAAGCAAACAUAUAGAUACUAGUUUGGUUUAGGAGAGAAGAUACUAAUGUAGUCAAGUAACAGGUUGCAUGCUUGCGAAUCUGAAUAAAUCUGUAUGUUUGCACUUACCUUGUUUGAGAUAUGAGCACAAUGUGACCUGUGCAUACCUGGCACCAUAGUAUAAGAUUAUAUGCCUUGAUUUAAAAAAAAAAAAAAAAAAAGUGCAGUGCUUUAUUUGUAAUCAAAGGGGAAAUGUAUCUAAGAUGUGAGCUUAUUGGGAUAAACAGUUGUCUUGCAAAUAAACUGAUAAUGAAACUUAGCAAAUUUUGAAAGAGUGAGAUCUCAAGGUUCAUAAGGAAAAUGUAUAUAUGCCUUUCACUGCUUUAUAGAAUUUUUUUUUUGACAUGAUUUGAUUUUUCUGAGAAUUGACUUGUAAACUUGGAAAUAUGUUCUAAGGGUUUUUCUUAAUUUUACUGUAAAGGUAUUUCAGACAGUAGACCUAGCAGUGACAUUUUGCAUUUCAUUUCAACAAUGCUUGCUGGUUUCUUUUGUAUAUAACUCCUAGGCUGCUCAUUUCUUUAAAGUAUGAUUUAAUUUGUACAGCAGAGGAAUGUUAUUGUAUUAGUCUGUAACUAUUACCUAAUAUUGAGUUUUGCAAAAUGAAUGCUCAUAUGUAAUUGAAUACUUGCGAUCACAUGGAAAUGCUGAUUUAACAAUCUUAAGUACUGCAGCAUUAAAAGGAAAAAACUCAAACAAAUUCUUUGUAUUCGCUUAUCUAAUGGGGUGCCAUCAGUUAGGGUAGGCUGAAAUAGAGAACUGGAACCCUUUAUACUACAUUCUCACUGGAUAAUAUGGCCUUAUUCAAUUAAACUAGCAUUGUGCUCACCAGCUCUGCAAAUGGCAAAGAUUAUGCUAAAUUAAUAUUGAUUCCUCUUGCUUCUGGGGAGCCUGCAGUGCAUCAUUUCCUUCUUAGAGCAAGUAACUCAGUACAGUAAUUGUGUGAGUGAAUGAUUUAAUUCCCUCUGACUUCAAGAAACAGUUUCAUAGAUAUCCUAGGGUAACCAAAUUAUUCAGUUUUGUUGAUUUUUGUUCCUUAAUGCUGCAAACUAUCAGUAUUUAU
Leptosomus discolor (cuckoo roller) is the source of this 2436-nucleotide messenger RNA. RefSeq names its product calcium binding protein 39 (gene CAB39). Gene Ontology annotation, biological process: intracellular signal transduction. Gene Ontology annotation, molecular function: protein serine/threonine kinase activator activity. The record is from RefSeq and is a predicted model, not a curated record. NCBI's taxonomy places the organism in Eukaryota, Metazoa, Chordata, Aves, Leptosomiformes, Leptosomidae.